This is a messenger RNA of Linum trigynum, 4573 nucleotides long. Lineage: Eukaryota; Viridiplantae; Streptophyta; Magnoliopsida; Malpighiales; Linaceae. The record is from the annotation of a GenBank genome assembly.
CUAAACUCUAAAUCCUUCAAAUUAAAGUAAAUCUUUUAUGAUUUUUGUGCAAAUUCAUGUGUGUUAUUGUUUAUCACAUCAUAAGUGAUGAUUGACAUCAUUUUGACACUAGCUUAUAACCCGGCCCGUUGGCCGGAAUAUUCAUAUUUGAUUAUUUAUAUUUUUAUGUUACGUUUAAAUCUAUCAACCCGUUUAAUUUUAUUGACAAUCCUUCGAUCGAGAUGAUACAUAUAUAAAGAAUAUAUAGAUCGAAAAUUUGAAGAAAUAUAAAAAUGUAUCAUUGAUCUCAUUUUCAUGAUGAUAAUUAAGUUCCCGGUAAAAUGAAAUUGGUUAGUUGAUAAUAAAGAAAUAUAGCGUAUAAAAGCUCACUGAAAUUCCCUCACGAACCAUAGAUAGUUUGAAACUAAAUCUUAAACCUCACAAUCCUACAUAAAGGUUCAAUGCUUUCAUUUUAAGAAUAAUAUUCCACUUAUAAAAAAAGAAAUAGAGAGUUGUUGAUUCAAGUAAAUUAUAUGCUAACAACUCACCUAAGAGGGAACCAUCACAACUUGAGAGCAAACGUCAAAUUAGGGCUUUAUCAAAGUAAUAAGGAACAAAAUUAGACACUCCUUCUCUAUCAGUUCCAGUAGGUUGAAUAAAGAAUCGACCGACCUACUUCAGUAAAUCAAUCGAUGAUUCUUCGUUUUAAUAUAUAAUUAGGUCACCAUAGCUUUAAAAACCAUAAACCUAAAGAUCCAAUAGCCACCACUCUCCGUUGUACAAUAAAUUUUUGUCCACUAUAUCUUCAAUCUCAAGGCGUAUGUUUCAACUAAAAAUUUAAUUUUUAAUCCUCCUUCGGCACCUCCAUUUAUUGAACUCCAUUCUAUUCGCCAUUGAUUGAUAUCGGAAUUGAAAUCUUUUACUUGCCCAGUUUAAAUCCCCAAGAAUAAAAUCGUAGUGCCAAGAGAGCGGAAAAUUGAUUUUCAAAGGCGGCCUUGUACUGUGAAGUGAAGGGGAGCAAACUAUUGCACCGUGGACGGAAUUUCAGAAGUCGUUAGAAAGAGAUAAAAACAAAUAUAAAAAGUACAAAUUGAAAAAUAAAUUGAAAAUGCAAUGAUACAACACGUAGUAAUAGAAUUAGUUUCUUCCAUGUUGGCCAAUUACCCAUUUACAUUUAGUGACAAUUAAGGAGAGAGCAGUAAUUAUCGAAUUAGAAACUACAUAAAACUCUGCUAUGAAAAUUGAUGUAUCAAUCACCAUAAAAAUACAGGUAGACUUAGUGAGUUUGCUAAUCAUGAUAAAAAAGUCCUAUGAUUUUCAGAGUGUCAUCUCGUGUAUGUUUUGUGUCAAAAAGAUACAAAAAAAAUGGUUUAGUCUAAUUGGUUGUGAUUGUUGUCUUUAUUUGAAGAGACCUGGGUUCAAAUCCUGAUAUUGACCUUUUUUAUAAGGAAUAAAUCUUUAAUUGUAAAGACAAAACUGUCCUUCCUACUUUCACUCUCGUUGCAGGAAAUUUGGAAUAGAGAAAAGUAGAUAAAACUCUACUAUAUAUGAUUGAAGAAUAAAUCGCAUGUUUAAAAUAACGGUUAUGAAGCGAGUGCACUGAAUGCACCCAAAAAAGUGAGUCCACCGAAGACGCCACCGUGUAUAUAUAUAUGGAUUAUACUUGAUAUAGUUUGACGUUCACAUGGUAAUUGACCAAUUAAUUAAUUAACAUUUGAUUGAUUGAGAGAGAUCGGGCCUGGUGCUAUAGCCUGUCCGCCAACUGUCUCCAUUAAUUUUCUUUUUACCCGAGCUACAUCAAUGAUGGUUUUCAAGUCUGCUACCGUGCAUGCAUGGCUAAAACGUCAGAGUCGCGGCCUUGACAUUGAUAGCUCUCCUGCCACUCCACGGGUGCCAGCCAUUUGUCAUGUUCGAUAGAUAUGACAAGGUGACCCAAAUUUUGCUCGGGGCACAAGACCAACCUCUCGUUGAUUAAAUUCGUUAUGACUUAUGAACUAUUUCAUUCUUAUUAACUCGAGUUAUCGAUCGAGAAAUCCGUAAAGUGGCGAAAUGCAGCGCACAUAUGCACACGCCAUGUAAACUUUAGCUUUUAUCCAAUCCAGUUUAGCAGGUCACUAUGUAUUCAUACUUGCAGUCACGAGUCCAAGUUGAUGGCUAUGCAAGUUGUACUUGUACAUAUGCUCGAUCAGAAAGUCCCAAAAACGUAUCGUCUUCUUGUGAUCCAAAUCAUUAAUGUUGUUGGAGCUUUUUGUGGUCCUUCACAAUACAUUGAGGUCACUGUAAAAAUCCCAUGGUAUAGCAGCCCUAAAUAGUAAAUAUUGUUGAAAAUUUAUGACACAGUGAAUUCGUGCCUUCGUGGUAAGCAUGGUUGUCACGCCGGCCGGCGUACCACUGGUUGAACCUGGUUCAACCUGUACCGGUCAUGACACCAUUGGUAUGACCGACAUGAUCGAUAUACGAAUCUCUAAGUAAAAUGAUCGUAUAUUAGUGAAUUUAUUUGAUAAAAGUAAUUUAUUAUUUAUUUUAUGUGUUAAAAAGUUAAAUGUUGAUGUUAUUUGUUGGAUUCAAGUACAAAUAUUUAGGUAUUGACGUUAAAUAUCGUGUUUAAAUAUGAGUAUUUGUAAAUUAUUUGUGAUAUUAACCGGUAUGAACCGAUACAAACCGAUAUGUACCACCGGUCGAACCAUUCCACUUGCUAAACCGGCACAAACCGGUUUGACAACCUUGGUGGCAACUGGUAAGUCUCUUUCAGCUAAGGUCCCGUUUAGUGGACUAUGGAAAGGUAGAGUCCGCCCGUUUCUAUUAGGCCAAAAGCCCGCUUAGGAAGCCUAUCAAAAGGCCCGUGUAACUAUUGGGUAAAAGCCCAGAGGAGCUCCACGAGUGACUAACUUAACUUGUUUAUUCCUCCUUUCCUCUUCUCCAUCUGAUCUUUGCUCACUGUCACUGGAUUCCGCUUCUCUAUGUUCAGCUAGCAUCUCGGAUCUCUGCUCGCCGGAACCCGAUUCUUUUCUCUCGAUCUCCAUGGAUUCAUCGGCAGCACUCUACAACCAGCUUAAGUCGGCGGAUCCGUUUUUCUUGCUCGCCGGCCCGAAUGUCAUCGAAUCCGAAGAGCACAUUUUCACCAUGGCCAAACACAUCAAGGCCAUCUCCACCAGAGUGGGUUUGCCUUUGGUCUUCAAGUCGAGCUUCGACAAAGCUAACAGAACAUCCUCCAAGUCGUUUCGUGGCCCUGGUUUGAUCGAGGGAUUGAAGAUACUUGAGAAGGUCAAAUUAGCUUACGACAUUCCAAUCGUCACCGACGUGCAUGAAAGCAUUCAGUGCGAGGAAGUUGGUAAAGUCGCAGAUAUCAUACAGAUUCCUGCAUUUCUAUGUCGUCAGACAGACCUUCUAGUUGCAGCUGCAAAGACAGGGAAAAUAAUAAACAUAAAGAAAGGCCAGUUCUGUGCUCCUAGUGUCAUGGAGAACUCGGCUGAGAAGGUUAGACUGGCAGGAAACCCGAAUGUGAUGGUUUGCGAGAGAGGAACCAUGUUUGGAUAUAAUGACUUGAUUGUUGAUCCACGCAAUUUUGAGUGGAUGAGAGAUGCUAACUGCCCUGUUGUUGCUGAUAUCACACAUUCACUACAACAGCCUGCUGGUAAAAAGUUGGAUGGUGGAGGAGUUGCUAGUGGAGGCCUACGUGAACUUAUACCAUGCAUAGCUAGGACAGCAGUCGCUGUUGGGGUGGAUGGAAUCUUCAUGGAGGUGCAUGAUGAUCCAAGGAAUGCACCGGUUGAUGGUCCGACGCAGUGGCCCCUGCGGCACUUGGAGGAACUGCUGGAGGAGCUUGUGGCAAUAGCUAGGGUAAGCAAAGGGAAGAAACAUAUGGAGAUUGAUCUCACCCCAUAUCGGGAGUAGAGAGCAGCUUGCUUGCUUGUUGGCUCCAGUCCAGUAAGUACUUUGACUCAUUUCUAUCACCACUGUUCAUUCAUUCAUUUUUGUGUGCUGAUGGUCGUGCCUUUUUGGAAGUGACAACUCUGAUGAAAUGGCUGUUCGUUUUCUUCCCGGUCGUAGGGUGAUUGGUUAGAACUUCCACCGGAAUGUGGUGCAAGGAAGUUGAAUGUUUACACAUUGUGUUGAGCAUCUCUGUGGAAUUGGUGCUUAUUGAGAUAAAUUAUCUGGGUUUGAAGUGGAGCGUGGAAAGAGAAUGGUUUGAUUGUUGUAAUGCAAGAAACGAUGUACUGUAAUCUUCCCUUUAGUGUAAUCUUCUCGAUGCAAGUCUUCUGGAUUCAAAUUGUCUGUCUGUGCAAGGGAAGAGGUCUUUGGUUGGACUGUUUCACUGUAACACCUUAGACUCGGGUUAAAUGGACCUCGAACCUCACACGAACUCAUGUAUUUUCAAGGUGAAAUUUGUCGAAUUUUCAUGAAUUGAAUUUUUGCGGCAAAGCAUUGUUACUGUGUUAAUGAGACUAAAAAAUAAAAUUUCUUUUGACACAUUCGUUAGCAAAUCCAAACUUAGGAUGCUGAAGCAUCUUUCUACCAAAAAAAAAUGAAGGCUGAACAAAGUAAAGGAGAUAGGAAAAACAAACAAGAAUGUUAAGAAAUGAAGCCCAUUGGG